AAAUGAUGCGAGAGAAGCUCCCACUUCUCACCACCUGCUACUGCCGCCGCCGCCGUCCGCCGUCGCCGCCUCCGGCGGGCCCUCUCUCUCUCUCUCCCCUCCAUUCGUCUCUCUUCUUUCUCUCCUCUCUCUCUCUCUUUCUUCUCUCACUCCUCUCUCCUCCCUCGGCCCUGCUUACGCGCCGCUGCUGUGCGCGCGGCGGCUCGCCGUCGCUGCCUUCCCCCUCUCGGAUUCCGCCGCCGUCACCGCCAUGCACCACCUAGACCGCCGCCGCCGACCUCUCUACCUAUCUCCCUCUUUCUCUCGGAUCCGCCGCUCCCUCGCCAUUCUCCGACAGAUUUGUGAAGGGGCGAAAUCAGUGAUGGAUUUGAAGGAGGUUGAGCUGUCAUCGUUGGUUGACGGUUUCCUAGCUCGCCCGAAAUCUGACAGAUUCAUGACCGUGAGAUAAGUUUUCCUAGCUUGUGCUUACUUUGGUGGUAGGACUUGGUUUGUCUACUCUAUGGAUUUGGUGACUCUUGAAUAAUGUGUUGUUACUUGGAAGACUCAUGGUGAAACAUGUAAAUCUUGGUGUGAAUUUUUAACUUUGGGCAGAAUCUACUUGCAACUAUAUGUAUGCAGACUUGUACAUAUGAAAGAAAAGAAGGGCUUGGUGUUUACCUUUUGAUGUGGGAGCAAAGUUUUGUUGGAUUGUGGGGCUUGAUCCUACGAUUAUCUGCAACUCUUCCUCCUU
This is a messenger RNA of Salvia hispanica, 730 nucleotides long. RefSeq lists its product as uncharacterized. The record is from RefSeq and is a predicted model, not a curated record. Lineage: Eukaryota; Viridiplantae; Streptophyta; Magnoliopsida; Lamiales; Lamiaceae.